Molecule: messenger RNA, 234 nt
Organism: Acanthamoeba castellanii str. Neff
Lineage: Eukaryota; Discosea; Longamoebia; Acanthamoebidae
Exons: 3
Coding region: 1-234 (77 amino acids)
Source: RefSeq, a predicted model, not a curated record
AUGUCGGCUGCCAGAGGAGUGCGCACGAUUAUCAGGCCGGUGAACAAGGGCACCUACUUCGGCCGGUUCAACCAGUUCUGGAAGGAGGUCACUCUUGAGGACCCUGCCAUCUCCAUCUCCUUCUUCCUUGGUGGCCUUGGCGUGGCCAUUACCUUCCUCUCCAUGCCUAAUGUCCGCGGCAUUCUCGUCCCCUUCAAGUCACCCAAGCAAUCCUGGUUUGGCGAGCACUACUAG